Messenger RNA from Trichosurus vulpecula (common brushtail), 3838 nucleotides. It is a transcript of the gene CCNA2, whose product is annotated as cyclin A2. Bases 190 to 1506 code for a protein of 438 amino acids. Lineage: Eukaryota; Metazoa; Chordata; Mammalia; Diprotodontia; Phalangeridae. Gene Ontology annotation, cellular component: nucleus; cyclin A2-CDK2 complex; cytoplasm. The transcript is spliced from 8 exons. Gene Ontology annotation, molecular function: cyclin-dependent protein serine/threonine kinase regulator activity. The record is from RefSeq and is a predicted model, not a curated record. Gene Ontology annotation, biological process: mitotic cell cycle phase transition; regulation of cyclin-dependent protein serine/threonine kinase activity.
CCAUUUCAAUAGUCGCGGGCCGCUUGAACUGCGGCGAGGGGAGCCCGGGGCCGCGGCCUGGGCAGCGGUGGGACCCGCGGCUGCUGCUGCUGCUGCUUCCCUCACCCGAGCGGGCCUGUGCGCGGCCCGGAGCGUCCGCAGCGCCCGGAGCUGAGUGCGGGGCCGGGUCCCGGCAGGCUGGCUCCCGCCAUGCUGGGCCACACGGCGGGGCCGCAGCCCCCCAGGCUGCCCCGGGCAGCCGCCCCCGACGAGAACCAGGAGAACGUGCACCCGGACAAGCGCGGCGGCCCCGAGCCCGCCCGGACGCGCACCGUGCUGGGCGUGCUGCGGGCCAACGUGCGGGCUCCGGGCCCCGGACCCGGCCUGGGCCCGGCGGCCACCUUGGCGCCGCAAAAGUCCAAAAGCCGCAGGGUGGCUGUGCCCCUCCGCGAUGUCCAGGUCCAGGAGGAGCAGGCUCCCAUCCCACCCUGGAACGCCACCAGCAAGCAGCCGGCUUUUACCAUUCACGUGGAUGAGCCCGAGGCGGACAAUGGCAAGAAGCCCCCCGGCCCUAGGAAGGAGGACUCGGAGGACUCGGUGCUGGGCUUCCACUCGGCGGUGUCCCUACAGGACGCCAGGAAGCCUCUGGUGGCCCUCGACUACCCGAUGGAUGGCGGCUUCGAAUCUCCCCUUACUAUGGACAUGUCAGUGGUACUGGAACCGGAAGAAAAGCCACCAAAUGUCAACGAAGUCCCUGACUACCAUGAAGACAUCUAUUUGUACCUUAGGGAAAUGGAGGUUAAGUGUAAGCCCAAGGUGGGCUACAUGAAGAAGCAGCCGGACAUUACCAACAGCAUGCGAGCCAUCCUGGUGGACUGGCUGGUGGAGGUAGGGGAGGAGUAUAAGCUCCAGAAUGAGACUCUCCACUUGGCUGUGAACUACAUCGAUAGGUUCUUGUCCUCCAUGUCAGUGCUUCGGGGGAAGCUUCAGCUGGUCGGGACUGCUGCCAUGCUCCUGGCCUCAAAGUUUGAAGAGAUCUACCCUCCCGAAGUGGCAGAGUUUGUGUACAUCACAGAUGACACGUACACCAAGAAGCAGGUCCUGAGAAUGGAGCACUUGGUGCUCAAAGUGCUGGCCUUCGACCUGGCUGCACCAACAAUCAACCAGUUUCUUACUCAGUAUUUCCUGCAUCAGCAGCAUGCCAAUUCUAAAGUGGAAAGUUUAGCGAUGUUUCUGGGAGAGUUGAGUUUAAUUGAUGCUGACCCAUACCUGAAAUACUUACCAUCAGUUACUGCGGGAGCUGCCUUUCACAUAGCCCUGUACACGAUCACUGGCAAAAGCUGGCCUGAGUCAUUAAUCCAACAAACAGGAUAUACCUUGGAAAGUCUUAAGCCAUGUCUAAUGGACCUCCACCAGACCUACCUCAGGGCACCACAGCAUGCACAGCAGUCUAUACGAGAAAAAUACAAGACAGCAAAGUACCAUGGUGUAUCCCUCAUCAACCCUCCAGAGACACUAAACUUAUAGUGAGUGAGAGACUGGGAGCUGUAACUCCAGCCCAAGCGGUUUUUAUCGUGGGCCCAGGUUUCUUCACAAAGAAUCACUUCACAAAGGACAAGUUGUGGUCUAUUACAGAUUAUGAAGUACUUUUUUUUAUUUUUAUGAUUUUAAAUGUAAAUCUUUUCUAUGUGCAAUUGUCCUGCAUAUUUAGCUGCAGAUGUAAGUGGUGUUGUUUAUGCAUAGUGAGUAUUAACCAAGCCCGUACUUUAGGAUAAGAAUUUGGCAGCCUCGAUGGUUUGCCUCCAACAAGUGAAAACUGAGGUCAACCUGGCUCACUCGCGGGAGUGUUUGGACAUGAAUGGUGUGGUGCAGGAGAGCCCAGUAGAAGGAUUUUCCAGGAUAAAGUUUAGAAUGUUGGCAGCCCUCCCCGUCUUGGCUAAUAUCUGUUUUCCUAAGAUUGGAGUGGCUCGGGAGAGCAUCAGCACCUGAACUUGCUCGGACAGACUCCUCCAGGGCAGGGGGACUUCGGUGUUUGGGUAGAGAAUGGUGUUUCUGGAGCGAGUCCCUGCAGGCGGGCUGUGCAUGUGCCAUCUGUCAGUGCUAGGGGUCUAUCUCACCUGCUGCCCUCGUGGUGUAAGACAGAAUGAGAUUUUAAACAGAAACCAUGUGUGGCCCUUCUUGAUGAUGCCUGCCACCCGUGGACCCCAACGACCCAGAGGGAGCUGCUGAUGGGCAGAAGGGCCUUUCCUAGGCUGGUCCCUACACAUGGAAAUGCGUAAGCCUUCUUUGCAGGCUUAGUGAUGUUGACAAAGCCAAACAGAAGGGUUAGGAAACUCCAAGUCAUCCUUCCUAUUACUAAUGGAUUGGAUAGCUAGCAACGAGCAGGACACAGGGCCUGACUACAAAUUAGGAUCUGAUGUGUGACAGAAACAGGCCCCAUUUUUCGGGUAAAGAAAUAUUAAGAGAUUACUAAGAAUACUAAGAGAUUAAGUGAUGACUCAGUGGCCCCACUCCAGGGAGGUCUCCUCAGCCACAGCUCUGUCUGGCCAGACCAUGCCGCCUGCCUCUCUGGGCCUUCCCCUCCUCAACUGUGCAAUCACAAGUAGGUUCAACCUCUCAAAUUAAUCCAAUGACACGAGAUAUUUUCUAGAUACUUUAUUUCAAAUCAAGAAAAAAUACAUGUAAAAAUACGCAACAGUCCUAAAUGUACUUAACAAUAGUGUAUUUUGGAAGCUUUAGUUAGCAGGCUUCUUUUUCUUCUUUCUAAUGGCUUUUUUACUAAAGACUUUGUCCUGUUUGGAGUUGGCCUGUAUUCUGUAAACAAAUAAAAUCAAAGCCUAAAAACAUGUACCUCAGAUUAUGGACACGUAUUUAUAGAAGUUUCCUUUAGUAGGUGUUCACUCAGGCAAAAAUAACAUUGAGUGAGAAGAGAAGAGGGCUCAGCCUCUGCUCUGCAGGGUGGGAGGCCUGGAGGACAGACUGGUGCUUCUUCCAGGCCUCUCUGAGAAGGGCAUCUCUGUGUCAACAGAGCAGGAACAAAUCAUGGCCUGGGAUAAUCGCUAGUAUUGGCAGACCCCACUUCACACUCGACAGAGGAAAAUUACUCGCCUUUAAAUAAUGAUGGAAAAAUCUUUGGUCAGGGCCAUAGGUUACCAUAUGACUUUACAUCAGGCAAGGGUGUCUUCCCCAUUCCAAGCACCCUGCCCUGAACCUAUCAGGUACAACAAAGCUCUCUGCUCCUGAUCUUCAUAUGCUUUUGUCAUAUGGUACACAUUUUAAGAAGGCCCAGACAGCCUUUCCUGAACAAUUCACUAUAAUCAGUAUGUAAAGGAAUCUUUGGCCAUCUGCUGAGAUUAAAGUGAGGUUUAUACUUCUGCCUAUGCAUUUAAAAACCCUACAUUUGGAGAAGAGAUAUUGAAAACUCAUCAAGAGUUGAAUUAUCAUUUGCAUUAACAUUAAUAACUGUUGAAAUAAAUCCGAAAUCCUUCAGUUACCUUGUUUUCUUUGGAUUUUCUCCUGGUUCUAAAAUAAUGAUUUCAUCUUCUUCACUAUCUGACAGCACUAUAGGAGUAUCUUUAAGAAACAUAAAAAAAAAACAUGUUAAAUUAGGCAAAAAUGUACAGACGAGAUAAUGUUAUAGUUUCUAUCACUAGGUAAACUUAAUAUAUUUUCGUUUUAAUAAAAGUGUAAUUCAGAAGAACUGCAAGCCCCCAAAAUGUUCAGCUGCUGAGUCAGUAAAUGCCUAUCAUUAGAGGACACUGGGUGAAGGCCAACUCUACCAUGUUGUAUUUUAUUUCCUGUAAGGGGCUUUAUGUACAUAGCAGGUCUGAAAUAAAUGUUUUCUGUAUGGAUUAUUCAA